GGUUUAGUUUACAAACAAACGUGAAGCCUCAGACGAGUAAUGAGUCGGAGGAGUGACUUGAUGUUUGUGUAAGAGAAGUGAUAUGUUCAAAGAAAAAUCGUAAACUUAUCAUCAGAACGUUCACACUUGAAAUGAAGAUGGCAUCAGUAAAACACAAAAGUUCUGUUCAUUGUGCUACUGUCAUCAAACAAGAGCCAGUUGAGGACGACCCACUUGCAUCCCCAAAGCAAGAGAUGGAGUACAUAUCUGUUAAGGAAGAAACUCCAGAGUGGGAGGUGCCGGAUGGCCACAAUAGUAUGCAGGAUCCGCUAAGCAUUGUUAAAGAGUUCCAGGAAUGUUCAUCUUCAGAAGAUUUUCUCGGCCCUAGCACUCACAGCAUUGAGGAGGAGGAGGAGGAGGAGGAGGAUGACGACGAGAAAGACGAGGAUGCAGUGUGUGAGGAUGACUUUGAGGAGCUGAAACAUGAAGUAGAGUCAGGUGGCAGUGAACCAGAAAGUACUAUUCCUGUUGGUGUGGAGGACGACAAGAAUAACAGUGAUGGCAGAAGUUUGAUUGCCUGCAUUCCACCUGCUUCAGGAACAGACAACAGGAUACAGUGUACCACCAGGCAGGAAGCAUUCAAUGGGAGUAAAAUUGGUACAAGACAUUUGAGGCACAGAUGUGGCAUCUGCAAAACAACGUUUGCACAAUUGCAGGAACUGAAGGAGCACACACACUUGAACCGAUGUGAGCUUCAGCAUUCGUGCAGCGUGUGUCACAAGAUAUUCACAAACAGUACUGAUUUGAAGGGGCACUUCAGAGUGCACACUGGUGAACACCAAUACAGCUGUGGCGUUUGCAACAAGACAUUUGCACAACGUUGUACCCUGAAGCAGCAUUCGCGGUUGCACACUGGCGAACGCCCAUACAACUCGCAAAUGGUUGGGACCUACAAGAGAGUCAUGGAGCGAAGACUCAAUGAAAUAAGCUAUUCAAGCUAUUGAAAGAAAAGAUAUGGGAUGGCUAAAAGCUUCAAAGACGUUUGGUGUUCCAAAAGCUACGUUACGUCGAAGAGUUAUGGGGAAAAAAACGUAUCACUGGAGCAGACAAAGGCUUGGGACGAUUCAUGUCUACGUUUUCUAAGACUUGAAACAUUGCUGGUCGGUCACAUAAAAGAUUUAGAAUCCCAAAUGUUUGGUCUUACACGUAACGAUAUACGAAAAUUAGCUUUUCAGUUAGCAGAGCAAAUAGAAUACCUCACAGAUUAUUGAACAAACAUUACAGAAAAAUAAUAUUGAGCCCGCUAGAGUAUGGAAUGUUGACGAAUCAGCACUUUCAACAGUGCAGAAACCUCAAAAAGUGUUUGUGGCAACUGGUAAAAAACAAGUUGGGACAAUCACCAGUGCAGAGAGAGGACAGCAUGUAACUGUUGUAUGCUGCAUGAGUUCAGCAGGAAACUUUAUCCCGCCAACUCUACUUUUUCCAAGGAAAAGAUGGAAGCACGAGCUUUUAGAUGGCGCACCUACAGGAUCACUAGGGCUGCCUAGUGAAUCUGGCUGGAUGACGGGAGAUUCAUUCUCACUUGGCUUAAAAAAUUUUCAAAAGUAUGCAAAUGGAAGCAAAGAUAACAUGGUUUUAUUACUAUUAGAUGGACAUAGUACGCAUAAAGGCUUAGAAGUAGUCACUUACGCGAGAGAAAACGGCAUAAUUAUGAUUCCUUUUCCUCCUCAUUGCACACACAAGCUGCAACCUCUAAUCGUAUGUUUCUAUGGUCCCCUGAAGACUUACUAUGAUCAGUCCGCCACAAUGUACUUAAAAAAUCAUCCUGGAUGAGUCUUAACUCAAUUUCAGGUAGCUGAAAUAUUUUGUGAGGCAUAUGGGAAAGCUGCUACUAUUAGUAAUGCCUUAAGUGGAUUCAGGAAAACCGGAAUUUGGCCGUUAAACCCACAAAUAUUUCCGGAGCACGAAUUUUUGCCUUCUUUAGUAACAAACAUUGAUGAAGAGUGCGAAGAGACUGGCAAUGGAGAAGUUACAGUGAAGAAUAUAGUUGAGCCAACACAUUCAGAAGAACAACGUAUCCAGAAUGACUCGACUUCACAAGAAGACGUUACACUUCCAUACGGUUCUAAUCAAAAUAGUGAGAAUAGUCCAGAUACCCCUCUACCAGAUCUAAGGGAAACGUACUGUUCCAAGACCCAACAUAUCCGAAUUUCACCACAGGACAUAUUAUCUGUCCCAUCAGAUUCUGGAUCUUAUGUUCGAAGCAAAAGAAAACGGGAUGGUUCCCAAAUUUUAAUCAGUAGACCAUAUCUAUUAAAUUUACAAGCAAAGGUCGCGGGAAAGCGAGCAUUAGAAGAGAGCAAAGCAGGAAGAAAUGCAAAAGGACAGCUGACAUUCAGGGAUGAAAGUGAAGAAGAAGCAGAUAUUUUGGGUGGAGAUACUGACGAGGACGAUUCUCCCUGUAUUUACUGCAAUGACCUUUUUAGUCGUUCUAAGCCUGGGGAAACUUGGCUGCGGUGUGUGAAAUGUGCCAUGUGGGCACAUGCUGAAUGCGCAGGUCUUCCUAGGACAGCUAAGAGAUUUGUAUGUGACAUAUACAAAGACAAUACUUUAUAACAUGAUAUUUUUACUAGGGUAAAAUGAUGUACAUGUGUUUCAGUUUACCCCCAGUAACUAGGGUAAAAUGACCUACACGUGUUUCAUUUUACCCCUAGUAAUUAGCGUAAAAUGAAACACUGAAGUAAUUUUGCAAUGCUAAUUUUCUGCAAAAAAUAUUUUCUUUUUUAAAAUUGCUUUUGUACUAAAACAUGUGUUUGUUAGUUAUCUUCGUGUUUGCAACUUUGUACAAACAAAUAUAAAUAAACAUCGAGUACAGAGUCAGUUUUGCUUAGGGUGUGUUAUUUUAGGCCAGGUUCCCCUACAGGAUGAAAGACCCCCAGGAUGCCGUAAAAUUAAGAUUUAUUAGAAAACAAAAGAAUGAAACACCAAGCGCCCAGAGUGUUGGCAAAGACGUUAAUUAUGAAUGCGCGAUAAGGCGCAGACAAAUAAAAGAAAAAACAUUCAAUAUUUGUAUAGUUUUUUUGUUUUUACUCUUACCCUCUCUCGUAUGUAGAACGACUAUGAAGAUGUGCAAUUUUAGAUAUGAAGUAUUGCGAGCUCUAUGUAUCACAUGUGUGCGUGAAUAAUAUUAUAUUGGACAACAGUAUCAAGUAUUUUUUUAUCUAUUGAAGUGAAGAGAACAUAUAAGGGGGAUUUUCUUGAUUACGACAAGCACCACUGUUCACGGAGUCCGCCACCUGCAGCUACAAUUAAAAUGUAAGCCAAAAGAUACAAAUAAACACAGAACUUUUUUUUUUAUAA
Messenger RNA from Schistocerca serialis cubense, 3339 nucleotides. Its product is annotated as zinc finger protein 501-like. Gene Ontology annotation, molecular function: DNA-binding transcription factor activity; RNA polymerase II cis-regulatory region sequence-specific DNA binding. The coding region runs from base 132 to 983 and encodes 283 amino acids. The record is from RefSeq and is a predicted model, not a curated record. The transcript is spliced from 8 exons. NCBI's taxonomy places the organism in Eukaryota, Metazoa, Arthropoda, Insecta, Orthoptera, Acrididae. Gene Ontology annotation, biological process: regulation of transcription by RNA polymerase II.